GGAAAAAAGUCAUUCUUUUAAGCGUGCUUCGAUUUUAUUAUUUUAAAGUGGUAUAAAUUCUGCACAAAUAUAAACAAAAAGUAUAUAAAACUGAAGCUAAAGUGUUGCGACACUUGUGCGCAUAGUUUUUUGGCCAGCGCAUAGGGAAAUUGAACAUUUUAUGUGGGUUUGAAAAAUUUGCAAAUUUCACCAGAAAAAACUGCGACGUCGAUAACGAACGCCGAUAGUAGAAAAGACGCAUCGGGUCGAGUGCGGAGGAGUCGGAGACUCCAGUUUUUUGUGGAGCGCUCGUAUUUUGUUUUAACAAGUUUUUUUACGUAAAAGGGGGAAUUUAUUUAUAAAAAUGUCUACAAACGAUUCUAAGGCGCCUUUGCGCCAAGUGAAACGUGUGCAGUUUGGCAUUUUAUCACCUGAUGAAAUUCGUCGUAUGUCCGUCACAGAGGGUGGCGUGCAGUUUGCUGAGACAAUGGAAGGUGGCCGACCCAAGCUGGGUGGUUUAAUGGACCCACGCCAAGGUGUAAUCGACAGAACAUCUCGUUGCCAAACGUGUGCCGGCAAUAUGACCGAAUGCCCCGGACAUUUUGGACACAUUGAUCUAGCAAAACCAGUUUUUCACAUCGGUUUCAUUACAAAGACUAUAAAAAUAUUGCGAUGCGUAUGUUUUUACUGCUCGAAAAUGUUAGUAUCGCCUCAAAAUCCUAAAAUUAAAGAGAUUGUAAUGAAGUCAAAAGGACAGCCACGCAAGCGUCUUGCAUAUGUAUACGAUUUAUGUAAGGGUAAAACAGUGUGCGAAGGCGGCGAAGAUAUGGACAUGGCAAAAGAUGGUCAGCAAGCCGAUCCCAAUAAAAAACAAGGGCAUGGCGGUUGCGGUCAUUAUCAACCAUCACUUAGACGUAGUGGGCUAGAAUUAACCGCCGAGUGGAAGCAUGUAAAUGAGGACUCUCAGGAAAAGAAAAUUAUAGUUUCUGCGGAGCGUGUUUGGGAAAUUUUGAAACAUAUAACCGAUGAAGAGUGUUUUAUUCUUGGUAUGGAUCCUAAAUAUGCACGCCCAGAUUGGAUGAUUGUCACAGUGCUGCCUGUCCCACCAUUGGCGGUGCGUCCGGCUGUCGUUAUGUUUGGGGCAGCUAAGAAUCAGGAUGAUUUAACGCACAAGCUGGCUGAUAUAAUUAAAGCCAACAAUGAAUUAAAGAAGAACGAAGGCACAGGCGCUGCAGCGCAUGUUAUUCAAGAGAAUAUAAAAAUGUUGCAAUUCCAUGUUGCUACUUUAGUAGACAACGAUAUGCCUGGCAUGCCGCGUGCUAUGCAAAAAUCUGGAAAACCGCUAAAAGCGAUUAAGGCGCGUUUGAAGGGCAAAGAAGGUCGUAUUCGUGGUAAUUUGAUGGGUAAACGUGUCGACUUUUCCGCUCGUACUGUCAUCACACCUGACCCCAACUUGCGUAUCGAUCAAGUUGGUGUGCCGCGAUCCAUUGCGCAAAACUUAACAUUUCCAGAAUUGGUUACACCUUUCAAUAUUGAUCGUAUGCAGGAAUUAGUGCGACGUGGCAAUUCACAAUAUCCCGGCGCAAAAUAUAUUGUGCGUGACAAUGGCGAACGUAUAGACUUGCGUUUCCAUCCAAAACCAUCCGAUUUGCAUUUGCAAUGUGGCUACAAGGUGGAGAGACAUUUACGUGAUGAUGAUUUGGUUAUCUUCAAUCGUCAGCCAACCUUGCACAAAAUGAGUAUGAUGGGGCAUCGUGUCAAGGUGUUGCCUUGGUCCACAUUCCGUAUGAAUUUAUCUUGUACUUCUCCCUACAACGCCGAUUUUGACGGCGACGAAAUGAACUUGCACGUACCACAAUCUAUGGAAACCCGUGCUGAGGUUGAGAAUAUACAUAUAACACCACGCCAGAUUAUCACACCGCAGGCUAACAAACCCGUCAUGGGUAUUGUGCAGGAUACACUGACUGCUGUACGUAAAAUGACCAAACGUGACGUAUUUAUCACUCGUGAGCAAAUGAUGAACUUACUCAUGUUCUUACCAACUUGGGACGGCAAAGUGCCACAGCCCUGUAUUUUGAAACCACGUCCUCUAUGGACGGGCAAACAACUGUUCUCAUUAAUUAUUCCUGGCAAUGUAAACAUGAUACGAACACAUUCUACCCAUCCUGACGAUGAGGACGAUGGGCCCUACAAAUGGAUCUCACCGGGUGACACUAAGGUCAUGGUAGAACAUGGUGAAUUGAUAAUGGGAAUUUUGUGUAAAAAGACGCUGGGUACUUCCGCCGGUUCACUGCUGCAUAUUUGUUUCUUGGAGUUGGGUCAUGAAAUUGCUGGCCGUUUUUACGGUAAUAUUCAGACUGUAAUUAACAAUUGGCUGUUGUUGGAAGGUCACAGCAUUGGUAUUGGAGAUACCAUUGCUGAUCCUCAGACCUAUAAUGAAAUUCAGAUGGCCAUCAAGAAGGCUAAAGACGAUGUCAUAAACGUUAUUCAAAAAGCGCACAACAUGGAGCUUGAGCCAACACCCGGUAAUACAUUGCGUCAGACUUUCGAAAAUCAAGUGAAUCGUAUUCUAAACGAUGCUCGUGACAAGACUGGUGGCUCUGCAAAGAAAUCUUUAACUGAAUACAAUAACUUAAAGGCUAUGGUGGUGUCCGGUUCAAAGGGUUCCAACAUUAAUAUCUCACAGGUUAUUGCUUGUGUGGGUCAACAGAACGUCGAGGGCAAACGUAUACCAUACGGUUUCCGCAAACGAACAUUGCCACAUUUCAUUAAAGACGAUUACGGUCCUGAGUCACGUGGCUUCGUUGAAAAUUCAUAUCUUGCCGGUUUAACUCCUUCUGAAUUCUAUUUCCACGCUAUGGGUGGUCGUGAAGGUCUUAUCGAUACUGCUGUGAAAACUGCUGAAACUGGCUAUAUUCAACGUCGUCUAAUAAAGGCUAUGGAGUCUGUUAUGGUUAACUACGACGGCACAGUACGUAACUCAGUGGGCCAACUGAUUCAGUUGCGUUACGGCGAAGACGGUUUGGCUGGUGAAACGGUAGAAUUUCAAAAUCUGCCAACUGUCAAAUUGUCCAAUAAGGCAUUCGAGAAAAGAUUCAGGUUUGACUGGUCCAAUGAACGUUAUAUGCGUAAAGUUUUCACAGAUGAUGUGAUUAAAGAGCUGAGUGAGAGUGGCAAUGCGCUGCCUGAAUUGGAAAUCGAAUGGGAUCAAUUGUGUCACGAUCGUCAGGCCUUGCGUGAAAUUUUCCCCAACGGUGAUUCAAAGGUCGUAUUGCCGUGCAAUUUGCAGCGUAUGAUUUGGAAUGUGCAGAAAAUUUUCCAUAUCAACAAGCGCAUGCCAACAGAUCUCUCGCCAUUGCGUGUUAUCAAUGGUGUGCGCGAUUUACUUCAGCGUUGUGUCAUUGUGGUGGGCAAUGAUCGUCUCUCCAAGCAGGCCAAUGAGAACGCCACGCUGCUGUUUCAAUGUUUGGUGCGUUCUACGCUUUGUACGAAAUAUGUAGCCGAAGAGUUCCGUUUGUCAACUGAAGCUUUCGAGUGGUUGAUUGGUGAAAUUGAAACGCGUUUCCAGCAAGCACAGGCAAAUCCCGGCGAGAUGGUAGGCGCCUUGGCUGCACAGAGUUUGGGCGAACCUGCUACACAGAUGACACUGAACACUUUCCAUUUUGCUGGUGUGUCAUCGAAGAACGUAACAUUGGGUGUGCCGCGUUUAAAGGAAAUUAUCAACAUUUCCAAGAAACCAAAGGCGCCUUCACUAACUGUAUUCCUCACGGGUGGCGCAGCUCGCGAUGCUGAAAAGGCAAAGAACGUAUUGUGCCGCUUGGAACACACCACAUUGCGCAAGGUAACCGCCAAUACGGCAAUUUACUAUGAUCCCGAUCCACAAAGAACAGUCAUAUCGGAGGAUCAAGAAUUCGUUAACGUCUACUAUGAGAUGCCCGAUUUCGAUCCGACGCGCAUUUCACCAUGGUUGCUGCGUAUUGAAUUGGAUCGCAAACGUAUGACUGAUAAAAAAUUGACUAUGGAACAAAUUGCAGAAAAAAUUAAUGCCGGCUUUGGUGACGAUUUGAAUUGUAUUUUCAAUGAUGAUAACGCUGACAAAUUGGUGCUUCGCAUACGUAUCAUGAAUAACGAGGAAACUAAGUUCCAAGACGAAGAUGAAGCUGUCGACAAGAUGGAGGACGAUAUGUUCUUACGUUGCAUCGAAGCGAAUAUGCUUUCUGACAUGACACUGCAGGGCAUCGAAGCCAUUGGCAAAGUGUAUAUGCAUUUGCCGCAAACGGACAGCAAAAAACGUAUAGUCAUUACUGAGACAGGUGAAUUUAAGGCCAUUGGCGAAUGGUUAUUGGAAACGGACGGUACUUCUAUGAUGAAAGUGUUGUCUGAACGCGAUGUGGAUCCGGUGCGUACAUCGUCUAAUGACAUUUGUGAAAUUUUCCAAGUGUUGGGCAUUGAAGCUGUACGUAAAUCCGUUGAAAAGGAAAUGAAUGCUGUGCUGCAGUUCUAUGGCUUGUACGUGAACUAUCGUCAUUUGGCCUUGUUGUGUGACGUAAUGACGGCUAAGGGCCAUUUGAUGGCCAUUACGCGUCACGGAAUCAAUAGACAGGAUACUGGCGCACUUAUGCGUUGCUCAUUCGAAGAAACAGUUGACGUGUUGAUGGAUGCUGCUGCGCAUGCAGAAACUGAUCCUAUGAGAGGUGUGUCCGAGAACAUUAUUAUGGGCCAGCUGCCCCGUAUGGGCACGGGUUGCUUCGAUUUGUUGCUGGACGCCGAAAAGUGCCGCUAUGGCAUCGAAAUCCCUAGCACAUUGGGCGCGAGCAUGAUAGGCGGUUCGGCGAUGUUCUUCGGUGCGGGCGCUACGCCGAGCAUGACGCCACCAAUGACUCCAUGGGUGCAAUGUGGCACUCCACGUUAUUUCUCACCAUCUGGACAAAUGAGCGGCAUGACACCUGGUGGUCCCAGUUUUUCACCAUCAGCUGCUUCUGAUGCAUCGGGCAUGUCACCUAGCUGGUCGCCUGCCCAUCCCGGCUCUUCCCCUAGCUCACCUGGUCCGUCGAUGUCACCAUAUUUGCCGCCUUCGCCCAGUGUUUCCCCAUCGUAUUCGCCUACAAGUCCGAAUUAUACUGCUUCGUCACCGGGUGCUGCUUCACCGAACUACUCGCCCGCUAGUCCCAAUUAUUCACCGACGAGUCCGCUCUACCCCGCCACGAGUCCACGUUACUCAACUACACCGAAUUUCGCACCGCAAUCGACUGGCUACUCGCCAUCAAACAGCGGCUAUUCUCCCACAUCCCCCGUUUAUUCGCCUACUUCAAACUUUCAAUCGUCUAGUCCGUCGUUUUCGGGCAGUGGCACAAACAUGUAUUCACCUGGCAGUGCCUAUUCACCAACUUCAUCCAACUAUUCACCAAAUUCGCCGAGUUAUUCACCAACAUCACCAUCUUACUCACCGUCGAGUCCAUCGUACUCGCCAACUUCACCGGGCUAUUCGCCAACUUCUCCUUCGUAUUCGCCGUCGUCACAACACUAUACUCCAGUUACACCAUCGUAUUCCCCAAGUUCUCCUACCUAUUCGGCUUCCCCAAAUUAUUCACCCGCAUCGCCUGCAUACUCGCAAACGGGUGUCAAAUAUUCGCCUACAUCACCAACUUAUUCACCACCUUCUCCAUCAUACGACGGCUCCCCUGGAUCGCCGCAAUAUCCGCCCGGUUCGCCCCAGUCUUCACCGGCAUCGCCGAAGUACUCACCAACAUCGCCACUUUAUUCGCCCAGCUCGCCCCAACAUUCACCGGCCAAUCAAUACAGUCCAACUGGAUCCAGCUACUCGGCAACAAGUCCACGCUAUUCGCCCAAUAUGUCGAUCUACUCGCCCAGUAGCACUAAAUAUUCACCAACAUCGCCAACAUAUACGCCUACGGCGCGGAAUUACUCGCCAACAUCGCCAAUGUAUUCACCAACCGCGCCCUCACAAGGCUACAGUCCGACCAGUCCAGCAUAUUCACCGAGUAGUCCCACAUUCGAGGAGAGUGACGAUUAAUUGUUUGACUAACACAUUUGACCGGUUGCAGAAGUUUGUCCAACGCGGUGUUGCUAUUGGAAUACUUUAUUUAAUAACCAUACGAAAAUAUUUGUAUAGCAUUUAAGAUUUAUUGUUCAAUUUCAAUGUAUGUAUAAUAUAAUUAUAUAUGUAUUGCAGUCAUUUGUAGUAAAGCGUAAAUUUGAGAGAGCUCAUGCACCGCA
This is a messenger RNA of Anastrepha obliqua, 6216 nucleotides long. RefSeq names its product DNA-directed RNA polymerase II subunit RPB1 (gene RpII215). The transcript has 9 exons. The coding region runs from base 344 to 6013 and encodes 1889 amino acids. Gene Ontology annotation, biological process: transcription by RNA polymerase II. Gene Ontology annotation, molecular function: DNA binding. Gene Ontology annotation, cellular component: RNA polymerase II, core complex. Lineage: Eukaryota; Metazoa; Arthropoda; Insecta; Diptera; Tephritidae. The record is from RefSeq and is a predicted model, not a curated record.